This is a messenger RNA of Lotus japonicus, 2336 nucleotides long. RefSeq names its product probable purine permease 11. The coding region runs from base 924 to 2018 and encodes 364 amino acids. The transcript has 4 exons. Gene Ontology annotation, cellular component: membrane. Gene Ontology annotation, molecular function: purine nucleoside transmembrane transporter activity. The record is from RefSeq and is a predicted model, not a curated record. NCBI's taxonomy places the organism in Eukaryota, Viridiplantae, Streptophyta, Magnoliopsida, Fabales, Fabaceae.
UCAACAGACAUGAAACCUCAUUAGAGUUAAGACUUGAAAACCCUCACACUCUCAUUCUCUUUUUCCUGCGCUUAAAUUUUAUCGCGCUCAUCUGCUCGCCGUGACACUCAAAUUUCAUCUUCGUCACGCUCUCAUCUGCUCGCGGAAUCACGGAACCUUUACGCCGCAUCCACUCAACCUUUACGCCGCAUCGCCACCACCAGUCAUAGAGGCUACUCUCGGGAUCCUGCCAUGGUCUCCGAUUCACGGCGGACAACCCUAAUUGCAGAUGGGGAAACGAAAAGAGCACAAGAAUCAGAGCAUGGACGUCGCAAAGCCACAAAGGGAAGUUAUGACUGUGCAAACCCUAAUCCCCCAAUUCGAAAAAUGCUACUGUUUAAUUGCUUGAUUUAAUUGUUCUGCAUCUAUUGAUUAAAACCUAACUACAAUUCCUUAUCAGCUUCUCCACACUACUGCUCCUUCUUUUUUUCCUUGUGAAAUUAAUUAAUUUUUCUCCUGUUUACGUGGUUGCAGGUUUGCAAAUUGAGAGGCACAGUUGAAAGAGGUGAAAGUGAUUGGUGUGUUGGCAGAGGUGGGUGAACUGGGUUGUUGAAGGAGGUGCAAGUGAUUGUUGAAGACUUUUUUCGGUUUUGAAAAUUCACUCGCACUCCUCUCCCUCAUUCUGUCUUCGAUUGAACACUAAGAGGUAAUGCAAUCUCUUGCCAAAUCUAUAGCUUGGGAUGGAGAGGGGGCAGCAGACCUCAUUGAGGUCACAGAUGCAGGCAAUUAUUACAAAAGCAUGUACUAGCUUAGCAUAAAAGGACAUCAUAGAGAUGAUCUUCUUUCUUGUGGUGAAUGAGGCAUGCUGAGUCCUUGAUGAAGGCAUUGCAGUUAAAGUCGCAGAUCUGGAUAGUUUGUUGUCAUGGACCUGAGCUUUCCACCUUAUGGAUAAAGAAGAACCUGUGAUCUUAGCUGUAACAAGUUCUGAAUUACCAUUUGAUAAGUAUAAGCGUUGGCAGUGGUGGCUUAUGGUGGCAAUCAGCAUAACCUUUCUUAUUAUAGGCGAAUCAGCUGCGGUUAUCCUCGCAAGAUUUUAUUAUGAACAAGGUGGAAGUAGUAAAUGGAUGGCUACUUUAGUCCAAACUGCUGCCUUCCCAAUCCUGCUCAUUCCAUUAUUUUCAAUUCCUUCGUCUCGCGAGGCUUCAGCUUCUUCGGCUCCUCCACCUUCCAUCAAAGUUCUUGUUUUGAUAUCUUUUGUUCUAGGAGUCCUAAUUGCUGCUGACAAUAUGGUGUACUCUACUGGACUCUUAUACCUCUCUGCUUCUACUUAUUCACUGAUUUGUGCUUCCCAGUUAGCUUUCAAUGCGGUUUUCUCCUAUUUCAUCAGUUCUCAGAAGUUCACUGCUUUGAUCAUAAACUCUACAGUGGUUCUCACUUUAUCUGCUUCCCUACUUGCUGUUAAUGAAGACUCAGAUGAACCAUCAGGUUUAUCCCAAGGGAGUUACAUUGUUGGUUGCCUUGUUACCCUUAGAGCUUCUGCACUUUACUCUCUUAUACUUUGCCGAAUGCAACUGUCCUUUGAGAAGGUUCUGAAAAAGGAAACAUUUUCUAUUGUUUUGGAAAUGCAAAUAUACACAUCUCUCGUCGCUACUUGUGCUUGCACCAUAGGCCUAUUAGCAAGCGGGGAAUGGCGCGGUUUGCACAGAGAAAUGGAGGGUUUUCACAAGGGAGAAGCUUCUUAUGUGUUGACUUUGGUGUGGACCGCAGUAGCGUGGCAGGUUUGUUCUGUUGGUGCUGUUGGCUUGAUUUUCCUAGUGUCUUCGCUCUACUCCAAUGUUAUCAGUACUGUCUCCUUGACAGUAACUCCUAUUGUUUCUGUUAUAGUGUUCCAUGAUAAGAUGAAUGGGGUGAAGAUAAUUUCCAUGCUUGUGGCUAUCUGGGGUUUGGCCUCUUAUAUCUAUCAGAAUUAUAUUGAUGAUUUAAAGGCAAGACGCACGCAAGCUGUUGUUUCUAAGUCAAGCAAUGGUUCUUCGUGUUGAGAAUAUUCAAACUGGGAACAAUCAACGAAUGUCUUUGCUCAAAGUACUUUCUUUCCUUGUAAUCUUUUUGGCUUUAAUUAGUCCUUCAGCGAGCAGCUGCUAGUCUUAGAUUCUAUUUCUCUUUCAGGCUUAAAGAAAUAGUGAGCUAGUUAGGUUAUGAGGUUCUUGGCCACUCUGGAUGUUGAAUGAAAAGGUCUCUCAGAAGGGCUUAAAUUCUCUGCUCUGUUGAAUAGUUUGUGGUGAUUAUUGGAACUUUGGAAGUCUUGGGAUUAUUGUUGUUAGGUUUUCUUUCCUUUUAUCUUCUUUUUUCUUAAUUUA